Phytophthora sojae is the source of this 519-nucleotide messenger RNA. RefSeq lists its product as hypothetical. Lineage: Eukaryota; Oomycota; Peronosporomycetes; Peronosporales; Peronosporaceae. Bases 1 to 519 code for a protein of 172 amino acids. The record is from RefSeq and is a predicted model, not a curated record. The transcript is spliced from 3 exons.
AUGGUCGUCUCGUUCAGGACUCGCAAGCUGGAUUUUCCGCGCAUCAGCAGCAUGGCCGAAGACAGGAUGUGCGAAGCAUCGCCGCAGUUAAGUCUUCCUUCACGCGAUCCCGUCCUCAUCGAUCGAUGGGAUGCAUGCAGAGCCAUUUGCAAAUCGAAUCGAGUCUACGAUACACAUGUGACCCGAGAUCCCGUUGCGUUCUUGGGAUUGGAACCUGCCUAUCCUGCUCUAUCGUUACCGAACCUCCAGCUCCCAACCAACGCCAUGCGUUGGACUUUCGUCGUAGUGGCGGCUGUAGCCACCCUUUUGGCAGGGAGAGAUGCCGCCUCAGCCGCAGCGGUGGACCCCAAACUCUCGACUGUGAACACCGCCAACGCCCCUGACGUGGCUCGCGAGCUCAACCUCGACCUAGACAAUAAGUUGGAGGUCGUCUCAACCUGGCUGUCUUGCUGCGCGCAGCUCGGAGUUUGUGCCGCCGUGUUCACGCUGGCCGCGAAACUUACAUACUCCAAGAAGUAA